Messenger RNA from Paramuricea clavata, 2173 nucleotides. Lineage: Eukaryota; Metazoa; Cnidaria; Anthozoa; Malacalcyonacea; Plexauridae. The record is from the annotation of a GenBank genome assembly.
AUGCGUUACUUUAAAAGUGAUUACAAGGUCAGUGACCUUUUAAAGAAUUUUUUAUUAGACGAAAUGCCUUGAGAAAAUGAUUACAUGUUUCGUUUCGUUCCUUUUCUUUUCUUUCUCCCAAUCAAGUUAAUGAAAAAUGAACUUAGAUGUCCUUAACAAUGGGCGCCGCGUCCUAGCGCUUUCAUCAAAACGCCGUAGUUUAUGUACGAUGAAUUGUUAUAGCUGAUACAUUAAUUAUGUGAUGUUUGUGUUUUUUUCAGGUUCAUGUGUCAUCAACUUCAAGGGUCCCUGAUCAUUGUAGACCUUAUGCCCUCAGUCUUGCUAACGAUUCCAAUUUUACCACCACGUGUAAUCAUCAGCACGAUCUAGUUUGUGAUAGGUGCAACCUGUUUCCUGCUGUUGUCCAAGAAUUAGAGUUACAGGUGGAAAAGGCUAGGAUUCCUCACGAAGACAAAGAAGAAAUGAAGUUUGUGGUGGCGCAGUCAAAGAAGAACAUAGAAGCCUGGAAAGCACACAUAUUACGCUUCAUCAAUCAAGAUGAGGCCCGCCUUGACAUCCUGAAAGCAGUAGAUGACAGCUGUGUAUUGGUGGUGCUAGAUUGGGCAAUGAAGUUCAUCCCAAGAAAGUACAGAGAGAGCCAGGCGGACUGGUUUGGUAAGAGAGGCCUCUCCUGGCAAAUUAGUGUGGCAAUGAAAAAGCCUCCUGGAAAAACCUUGCAGACGCUGACUCUUGUCCACGUGUUUCAGAAAAGUAACCAAGACAGUCUGUAUGUGUUGGCCGUCAUCGAUGAUGUAAUCGAAAAGCUAAAGACUGCAAUACCUGGGUUGAAAUCUGUGAGCUUCAGACAGGACAACGCUGGUUGCUACCACAGCGCUGCUACCAUACUUGGGAUACAUCAACUCGCCGUAAAGCACAAUGUGUGCGUGCGAAUGGAUUUUUCUGAUCCUCAAGGCGGGAAGGGACCAUGUGAUCGCAAAUCUGCUUCUAUAAAGAAUCAUAUGCGUUCAUACCUCAACUCUGGCCAUGACAUCUCGUCUGCACAAGACAUGAAAUCAGCUAUAGAGUCCAAUGGCGGUGUACGUGGUGUUGCGACUAUACUGUGUGGUCCUCUAACCAUCCCUGACCCAAGUCCUUUUCCAAAAUGGGAAGGUGUUAGCCUUAUCAAUGACAUCCAAUUCAAGACCGAGGAGAUGAAGGUUUGGAGAGCUUAUGACGUUGGACAUGGUAAAAGCGUUCCCUAUAGCAAUUUCACUCAAACGAAGAAGACUGAACUUCCAUCGCUUACCAAGAUUACCGAUGUCCCCAGCACUAAUCUUGUAUUCUGUGAAGUCACGCCAAGGAAAUGUCAUGUCGCCAAAGACAAAGACACGAAGACAUCCGCCGAUGACGACAGCAGAGACACAGACGAGGAUACGCUUUUCACCUGUCCAGAAGAUGGAUGUGUGAAAACCUUCCAACGGUUUUCAUCCCUCCGGAAGCAUCUGGAUGGAGGCAGGCACAAGUACGCCCUCGAGAGGGAGUCAUUCCUUGAUAAAGCAAUGCUACGCUAUGCUGAAAAUUUAGAAAGUGGGGCUGCAUCCAUAGUAGGCAAGUCGAGGAGAUUGCUGAAGAAUCAAAGGUGCCUUCGAUAAAGAUGGGAUGGGCGCUAAAACGUGUUUCCACAAGUCGACACCGUUUCAAUGAGAAGCAAAAAAAGUACCUCAUCGACAUAUUUCUUCUUGGCGAGCAGACAGGGCAAAAAGCAGAUGCUAGUGAUGUCUCAAAAUCAAUGAGAAAAGCGCGCAAUGCAGAUGGUUCUCUUCUUUUCCUGUCUAAUGAAUACAUGACAUCACAGCAGAUUACCAGCUUCUUUUCCCGUACAGCCGCCAAGAAAUCGAUUCAAGUUACAUCAGCUUCGAAUCUUGACCUCGAUGAUGACGAUGACCUUGAUGACUUGGUCUCCGCCAUGGCAGAGAAAGAGCUUCAGCAAAUGCGUGAAGAAAUAUUGAAUGAUAUUUCUAUCCAACACCGAAUCACAUACGAAUCCUAUAACAUAUGCGAAAUGGCCACCGCGUCCAAGCUUUCAAAGUUUUCUAUAGCAAUGUUACAGGAAAUCUGCAAGCACUACGAACUUGACACUUCAAGUAUAAAGCAGAAAAGGAAACAGCCAUACAUAGACUUGCUGGACGAAUUG